AGACAGAAUCAAAUGACAAAUAAUUUAGUGUUGUGUUUGGAUUUGGGUUACUUUUUAGUGAUAAUUAAUGGAAAUUUUUGAAGAAAUGUUUCCAAAUUAAAGCCGUUACUUAUUGAUAACAAAGUUCAUAGUAGUGGUAAUGAACUGUUUGAUUUGAUAUAAACAACUUGUAUAGCGGAAGAUAAUAAAGAUGCAAGCUACAACAACAGAAAUCGUAUUUCUAUUCAUAGAUAAUGACACUUGCCUAACGUCUAAAAAAUCCAAUAAAACGGUAAUAAGUAACGUUUACGAAGGUAUUCCAGAGACUAUUGUCUUGAAUGUUGUAUGCUGGUUAUUACUUAUCAUAUUAUUUGCCAUAUUGAGAAACAGAGCUUGGGAUUAUGGAAGAUUAGCGCUUGUCCACACUGAAAAAUGGACGCAACUUUUUUAUAAAAACACCGAUGAUGCUGUUGCUGUUGAAGAAUCCAGUCACGAAGUGUCAUUGAUACCCGACACUGGUUGUUUGUGGUUCCCGUCAAUUUUUAAAAUCAAUCGUGAGCGAAUAUACGCUAGAUGUGGACCAGAUGCUUCGCAUUAUCUUUCAUUUCAAGAGCAACUAUUGCUCUUAAUGACGGUCAUAACAUUGUUUUCGAUUUGUGUAAUUCUACCCAUUAAUUUCCAAGGCCCACUGCAAGGAGAUAAAACAACUUUUGGUCACACAACUAUUAGUAAUCUUCCAUCUGAUUCAAAAUGGUUAUGGGUGCAUAUUGCUGGAUCAAUUGCUGUCGUACCUUUGAUGAUAUUUAUAAUGAGAAAAUCUACAGGAAGGCUGCGAACAUACUCUCAUUUAUCGUCAAGAUCAUUAAUGGUCACAAACAUAUCGAAACAGCACAGAAAUCCAGUAGACAUAAAAAAUUACUUCACUGUCAGAUAUCCUGGUAUUGAAGUAAAAGAUGUAAAAAUGGCUCACAAAGUUAAGAAGCUGACGCUGUUGGAACAAGAAAGAGAAAAGGUUCAUGAAGCGAGAAUGUAUUGCUUAAGUAAUAUUCAAAGAAGUGAAAUUAAAAUUCAACCUAAAGGCUGCAUCGCUUGUUGUCCCUGCAAAACAAUCAAUGCAUUGGAAUAUUACACGGCCCAAGAAGAGAAGCUGAACCAUUUGGUAACGGUAGAGAGAAGAAAAGCUCUGGAGAGUCCAUUAGGGAUUUGUUUCGUCACAUUGAACUCUGAAGAAAUGGCACAAUACGUUAUUAGAUCAUUUGAAGCUGGUACUCAUAGAAACUGGGUUAUAUUCAAGGCCCCAUCACCCUCCGAUAUUAACUGGGAAAAUCUGGAAAUUUCAUACAGGAACUGGUAUUCCAAGGCGAUUAUUAUCAAUGUAGUUCUUUUUAUAAUAUUAUUCUUUUUGACAACUCCUGUAAUUGUGGUAAACUAUUUAAUUAACAUUACUAACGCUCAAGAAAAUUUUAUAAAUAACAGCCCUGUGCUCUCAGAAUUCUUACCCACAUUACUUCUGUUGUCUAUGUCUGCUGUAAUGCCUGUAAUGGUUGCGUAUUCUGACGAAUGGAUGUCACACUGGACUAAAUCCAAACAAAAUCACGCAACAAUGUAUAAAACAUUCAUCUUCCUGUUAUUCAUGGUACUUAUACUACCUUCUCUAGGUCUAACUAGCAUUCAAGCACUUGUGGAAUUUGACUCUUGGUCUGGGCAUUCCAACUUUACUGUAAGAUGGGAAUGCAUAUUUUUAGCCGAUAAAGGCGCGAUUUUUGUAAACUAUGUCAUAACAUCUGCCCUAAUCGGUACAGCUUUGGAAUUAUUAAGAUUUCCAGAAUUAGCCAUGUAUGUUUACAGGCUAUUGCUCAUAAAAUCUGAAGCUGAGAAAACGAGUAUUCGAAAGGAGAUAUUGUCAGUUUUUCCUUUUGGAAUACACUAUGCUUGGACGUUGCUUAUUUUUACAAUAUGCACGGUGUACAGUUUAACUUGUCCAUUAAUAACACCUUUUGGCUUGCUAUAUUUGUGCUUGAAGCACCUCGUGGAUAAAUAUAACAUCUAUUACGUUUACAGGCCCAUUACUAUGUCUGGAGAAGGACAAAGAAUUCACGAAGAUGCUGUCAAAAUGGUUAGAAUUGCCGUCCUUUUGUUACAAUUAAUAACAGCCCUAUUUUUCUUUUUAAGAGCCAAGUUAAACGCUACAACGUGCAUUGCUUUCUUAGGGUUCGCAAUUACGGCGGUAUUUUUCUUCUUCAUUGAACCUUUUCCUAUUUGCAAACCUUCGUCGGCAAAUCCGUUAGAAUUGCCCUCAAUUCAUGAGGAGUAUAUUGCCCCAGUUCUAGUUAGCUCUAGCUCUAUUGAGCCAGUAGACGCUGAUAGAGUCUCCCCGACAUUUUAUGGCUCAUCAAAUCCUAACUCUAAUAAUGUUACAUUACCAGAAAGUGGUACCAGCGAGGCGUAAAUUAUUCAUGUGAAUAAUAUUUUUGAGGCUGUGAUAAUAGUAAAACAUGUUUUACAGGGUUCAUGCUCAUUAUUAUUGUGCGAGGGAUGAUACUUUCAUUUGCAUAUCAUUCUAGAAUCUAGAUUGUAAACAAUAAUUAAUCCAGUUUAUUUAUCAUCAUAAUGUUCUAUAAAGCAUUAACUAAAUGUUUGUAAUAAUGUUCAUUUAAUGUUUAAUAAAAUGCGAAUAGAAUUUUGCAGUAUUAAAGUUUGUAAAAACAAUUUAAUCGAGUGGUUGAGAUCUUGCCCCCACACACAUUAUCUUCCAUAUUUUAUUUAUCUAAUUCAGAUCUAAUUGCUCUAAAAUUCAUCACAAAAACAAGUCUUAGUAAAAACUACGCACAACUGACUCUAAAUUUUAACUGUAUUUAAAAUCUUCAUACCUACAUUUAUUAGUUAACGUGAAUAAUAUUUUUAGAACGAUAGAAUUCUUGAACUAAUAUAUCAACGUUUUAAAGUUAGUAAAAAUAAAUGUUUAAGAGUAUAAGGCAGCUCUAAUAGAAAAUAGGUAUAUAGUUUACUAAUCUAACAUUGUUACAGAAUAUUCUACGAAAUUUGUUUUUUUUUAGUUAGUCAAUUUUUGCAGCAUUUUACUUUCGUGUGUCGUAAAAUUAGAUUUUUUUUAGAUUAAAAUGUUAAUGUAUGUUGAUGUAAAAAAUAAGCAAUUCAAAAAUAGAUUGAUGGCUUUAUGCUUUUUAACUGGUGCUUCAUGUAUUAUAGCAUAAUUUCUUUUGAAUAUUUUAUAUAAUUGUAAGCGACUGAUGUAUAUUAAAAGAUUGUAUUUUUACUAAUUUAAGGUUUGUUUCAAUAAAAAUAAGUAUUUGCCUAAAAAUGUUAAUAACUUGGGUUACCGUAAAUUGCUAAAUAAAGCGUGGUGCUGUAUUGCAUAUUUUUUUGAAACAAACUACUCGUUACAAACGUAUGUUUAGAGAUUUUAUUUGAUGGAAUAUCUAAAUCAACGUUGAGUAAUAAUAAUUUAUAUAAUUAUUUAAUAUAUGCUGUUGAAUUGAAUUAAUAAUUUAUAUCGUAAAAAACCGUUAUUGUGAAAUAAAUUUUUCGCUUCUUAAAAAUAAUGCAGUUACCUAUUUUUUUCUACAAAAUACGUACUAUUCAACAUUUAUUUAA
Phyllotreta striolata is the source of this 3591-nucleotide messenger RNA. Lineage: Eukaryota; Metazoa; Arthropoda; Insecta; Coleoptera; Chrysomelidae. The record is from the annotation of a GenBank genome assembly.